Messenger RNA from Toxorhynchites rutilus septentrionalis, 3588 nucleotides. RefSeq names its product tribbles homolog 2-like. Lineage: Eukaryota; Metazoa; Arthropoda; Insecta; Diptera; Culicidae. Gene Ontology annotation, molecular function: ATP binding; mitogen-activated protein kinase kinase binding; protein kinase activity. The transcript has 6 exons. The coding region runs from base 910 to 2280 and encodes 456 amino acids. Gene Ontology annotation, biological process: protein phosphorylation; regulation of MAP kinase activity; positive regulation of proteasomal ubiquitin-dependent protein catabolic process. The record is from RefSeq and is a predicted model, not a curated record. Gene Ontology annotation, cellular component: nucleus.
GCGGCGCCCGUCAGUAUGGUGUUGGCUUUCAGAGUGGCUUGAUGUUUUCAUCGUAACGGUCGUGUUUUCGAGAGCGUUGUCUACCUGUAUGUGCCUUCGUUUCGAUUUUUCCGUUUUCCGUCGUCGUGUUUGGCUCUCCUCUCCGUGUGCGAAUUGCAGCGUUUCAGUUCAGUUCUGUUCGCCAGCUUUCUCGAUUCGGUUCGUUUCGAUACAGGAUUGCUUUGCUAGUUUCGUGUGCGGAUACGCGCGGCGUGUGUGAGAGAGGGAGAGAGCGCACGUAAGUGCUCGAUAUGUUACGGAAUUUCGUUCAGUUUUUGCUUGUAUUGUUUUGAAAUCAUUCGGAGAAACGAGAAAAAGGAUAACACACUGCAUGUUCGAUUUGGAACCAUUAAAGGAUUAUUGUGUUGAGUUGUGAAUUGGUGUACUGUUUUCGAUGAAGUGCGGAAGGUGGCAUUAAGGAGAAACCCGAUUAACCAAUAUUGUGAAAUUAAUGAAAUCAUUCACUUCUAAAGGUCACCUCGUGUAACAAGGGCAGCUCUAGGGGAAGUAUCGGAAACAAAACUCGUUAUUGUGCAAUUAGAUCGAAUUCGGGAGAAAACGGUGGUGUAAUGUUGUGCAUCGAAUCGGUUGGCAAGUUUAGUUAGAAGUAAACCUCGAAUUAACCUGGAAAAUGAUUCCUACGAUUGCUGCUGCUGCUUCAGGAAAAUUCAUGUCCUAGUGUAGGAAAAAGUUGGUACAUAAAACAGUGAAAAGAGCAUUACGAUGGUUCAUUCAUAUCAGUGAGAAACUGUUGUGCGCGGUGUUCAGAGAGGGACCACGGAAGAUUUUAUUGGUUGUACCUAGUUAUCGUAAUAUCACUCGAAAGUAGUUUUGUUUGUCUAUUAAGCUCAUCCCCGCAAAGUUGUAAAUAUGGACACUAUAAAUACCGUCGCUACGGUUCCCACCGGUGUCGAUUUCGCUCGUUUUUUGCUGAGCAAACCAGACGAGCCAUCAACAUCGUCGUCGGCCCGGCUCAUUCCCGUAACAGUUUCCGCUAGUGGCAACGCAGUCUUUCCCGCGACAAUCACCUUCGUAAACAGUCCAAGCACGGUGGCACUCGCAAACGCAGCGGCUGCUGCAGCUGCUGCAGCAGCCAGUUCUUCGGCGGUUUCUAGUGUUGCCGUAGCUGGAGCGGCCUCCGCUGCCAAUAACGGUCCCACGAAUAAGAAGUGUCCCUAUCAUCGCCAAUGUUAUCGCAACCACCAUCAUCAUCAGCAGCAGAGUAGUAGCAGCCGAAGAAUGAUAAACACUACUGCCAGCGGGGCCGGUUCUACGGCUCUGUACCCCCAGCGGGAUGCCAUCUCGACGAACGCAACUCCUCCGCUAAAUGCUGCGGUCCUAGCGGAACGUUAUCUGUUGCUCGACAUCGUCGAGGGAAGUUCCCUCUACCGCUGUGUCGAUAUCAAAACCCAAGAGGAGCUGGUUUGCAAGAUCGCCAAUAACCCUUGCUCGAACCUGUUGACCGCUCAUUUUCGCCUGGAUGGCCAUCCACAUGUGAAUUAUCUGCACAAAGUGAUACAGGGAAGCAACCAAACGUAUCUGUUUUUCGCACCAUCACAGGGCGAUCUGCACUCGCACGUGCGCAUUCGGAAACGCUUGCGGGAGCCGGAAGCACGCCGACUCUUCCGUCAGAUGUGCGAGGUGGUUAAAACCUGCCAUGAGCAGGGUAUCGUGUUGCGUGAUCUCAAGCUGCGGAAGUUCGUGUUUGCCGACAGUGAAAGAAUACAUCUCAAACUGGAAUCCCUGGAGGAUGCCGUUGUGUUGGACGAUCCGGCCGAAGACCUCCUGCAGGAUAAACGAGGCUGUCCCGCCUACGUGUCGCCGGAAAUACUGAAAGCAAAUACCACCUACUCGGGAAAGGCUGCCGACAUGUGGUCCCUUGGCGUGAUUCUCUAUACGAUGCUCGUCGGAAGAUAUCCUUUCAACGAUUCGGAACAUGCAUCGCUGUUCGCCAAGAUCAGCCGAGGCCAUUUCACCGUGCCGGACUGUCUGUCCUCGAAGGCACGCUGCAUUAUCCGGGCGCUGCUGCGACGAGAGCCGGAUGAACGGAUAGCUUCGGAGGAUGUGUUGUAUCAUCCGUGGUUGCUACAUGACGACAGCAGGGAUCAGUUGACCUACGUUAGCCGCUCGAAUCCUUCCGCCAAUGCGGACGAUCAGUGCGUUCCGGAGUGGCUGGAGCCGACUGAGAACGAUGGAGAUGGUUUGAGCAGCGGACAUCAUGGAAAUGCUGAGAUGGUGUAGAAAGGGAGAGAGAGUGAUUUGGAUUUGGAAAAUGGUAGAAUACGAUGGGUUAUCCAUAGAGGAUGGUGACAAACAUGGUAGUUGUCGCACGCACUUGUUGAUUAGGAACAACAAAACACAGUUAUGUUAAUAUGUUUUCUUUAGUUCAUUGUUUCUCAUCUUUGAAGUAGAAGUAAGUCGGUUAGAAGUAGACUUUCGCUUAACUUUUUUUUUGUUUGCUAAAUAUUUCAUGUCCACACUCGCGAUUUGUUUCUAGAACAUAUUUUCCAGCUACCUGGUUAACAACAGUAAUGCCACUAGCAUGAUCUCAGUUGGUUUCGUUGGAACAUUUUUUAAUUCUACCUUAGUUAAUCAUCUAUUCGUCAUUUUUCUUUCGAUUUACACAGAGAAAAAUCAUCUAUCUUAAUCACUUAUGAAUUCGAAUGAAAACUUUAAUUUUUUCCCAAUCAGGAAACAACAAUGAUUUGAGUGCAAUCCUUGAUUAGUAGAUUCGUUCGGAGAUAGACAAACAAGCACCACCGCCCAGCUCACCUAAUACUUUUCUUUUUCAACAACUUUCAAUCUUUUGUUUUUAUUUGUCUUUGCCAAUGAAUGAAGUGAGGUAUGAAGUGAACUAAAUUAAUAAUUUAUUGUUAUGUAUUAUACUAUUACAUCACGAGAAUAACAAAACAGACUGAAACUAAAAAAAUGUUUUAAGUUUAACUUUAAGCCACAUUUGAGGGCGGAAAAAACGGAACAUUAAAAAAAUCGUAUUGCUGUCCGUGUUUCUCUUCCCGUGGAAUCCAAUGGGCAAUACCUACCCGGAACUUGUUGUAGAAAUUUCUGUCUUUGUUGAGGAUAAAGGUGUAUUUGUGAUAAGUGAUAUAACUAAUCAGCUGAUUUUCGGUAUAAGUGGGAGGUACAGCCGUUACUAAACGACUUUAUGCGAUGGAGAACAAAUCCUUCCACGAUGUUCAUCGCGUGCGUUCUGUCCCAGAUUGAAAUUGUGAUUUUAUAAAGAGAAUUAUUUUGAAAGUUUCUAUUUUCCAGAUUAUUUCUAUAGUGAUUUUUUACUAGAAGAACCAAUAAAAUCUUCCGUCAGAAGUUCUGAAUUCUUCCUAUUAAUUGAUAGAUAUAUAGACUUUAAAAUGGAUGGUAAGUGUAAGCUUAUUUCGUGUAUUUGUAUAGGGCAGUGAAGAGAGUUUCGAAUGGAUGUACGCGAGAGUGUUUUAUUAUAGAGACGAAUGAUAGGUAGAUAGAGCUAGCGAAUACACAAAUUAAUUUAAUACAUCAUUAGAUAAAUGUGCGAGAAAAAAAAGAAAAAUAAAU